Diatraea saccharalis (sugarcane borer) is the source of this 2447-nucleotide messenger RNA. NCBI's taxonomy places the organism in Eukaryota, Metazoa, Arthropoda, Insecta, Lepidoptera, Crambidae. The record is from the annotation of a GenBank genome assembly.
AGUAACCGUGCGGUAUUUGUAACGAUAGCGGUCUUCAAACGACGUGUUCAUAAUGUUGGUGUUUACCCUAAUAUUCUUUUGUGCUAUUUUAUACUAUAUACGUUUUCGGCGCAUGCGAAAACCUUUAUAUGAAAUUUCAGAAGUCCUACCUUCUGUCGGAGAUUUGCCAGUUUUGGGUCAUACACAUUGGUUUAUAGGCGGUCCCGAAAAGCUGUUAAGUAACAUAAAACAGUUGGCCAAUCUCGUUGAUUCGUCUGGUGGUCAAGCGCAAAUUUGGAUUGGUCCCUUACUUUAUUAUGUAACUUUAAAUCCAGACGACGUUCAGAAGAUAUUGGAAAAUUGUUUGGAGAAAGAUGUUUCAUACAAAUUUUUGCAAACUUGGCUGGGAGACGGUUUAUUUGUUGCUCCAGUGGAUUUGUGGAAAGUCCAUCGAAAAGUACUGCUGCCGAUAUUUCACAACAGAAUAAUCGAAGAGUUCUUACCAACAUUUGGUGAGCAGGCUGCAGUACUAGUGAAACUGCUUGAAGAGCAAGCUGGCAAACCAGAAUUUGAUAUCUACAAGUACAUCACAUCCUGUAUGCUUGAUAUUGUUUUCGAAACAGCUAUAGGUGAGAAAAUGGAUGUACAACAUAACCCAGAUACGCCGUACUUGCGCGCGCGCAGCUGUGUUAUGUCCAUAAUCAGUAUGCGAUUGUUUAAAGCCUGGCUACAGCCAGAUGUCCUUUUCAAUCUUACGCAAUAUGCAAAAAUACAGAGGGAAAACAUAGAUUUUACUCACAAAUUCACUGACGAGGUUAUAAAGAAAAAGAAAGAACAACAUAAAAAGGGGGAAUUACUAAAGGAAGGUAAAAAAGAUCUACUAGAGCUGUUAUUGAAUAGGGACUUUAAUUUCACCAAUGAGCAACUCCGUGAGCACAUAGAUUCCAUCACCAUAGCUGGCAACGACACCACCGCACUUGUAAUCGCAUACGCUCUUCUACUUUUAGGCAGUCAUGAUGAUGCUCAGGAUAAAGUUGUGGAAGAGUUAAAAUCUAUCUUUGGAGAGUCGGAUAGAAUACCUACUAAAGAAGACCUAAGUAAAAUGGACUAUUUAGAAAGAGUUAUAAAAGAAACCAUGCGCCUUUACACAGUUGUCCCAAUAAUUGGAAGAAAAACUCAAAAGGAACUCAAACUGAAAAAUUUCACAUUGCCAGCGGGUGUCGGAUGUGCAGUGGCAACGUUCGUGAUGCAUCGCUCUAAAAACCUGUGGGGUCCUGAUGCGGACAGUUUUGAUCCCGACCGGUUUCUGCCCGAGAACAGCGUUAAUAGGCACCCUUGUGCCUUCAUACCCUUCAGUUUCGGUUCCAGGAACUGCAUUGGUCGACAUUUUGGAAUGAUGGUAAUGAAGAGCGUCCUCGCCACGAUCCUUCGUUCGUACAAGAUCAAAUCAAAAACAAUAAACCGACUAAAGAUUGAAAUUUUAUUAUUCCCGGUACCCGGUCAUAUGGUUUCAAUAGAAAAACGAAACCCAUGACGCCAUCAAUUUGUAGAUAGAUAACUAUUAAUAGGGAAAUUAAAUGACAUCUCAUUGUUAGUAUACAUUAUUUGUGAUUGAAAAUAACAAUAAACAUUAGUUAAAUCAAACACAUUGAAAUUGUCGUUUUCAGUUAUGCUCGAUAUUUUUUAUGAUUUUUAUAGCAUUUUUACUUAUACAUAUAAAAGUAUACAUUUGAUUUGUCAAGACAUAACAAUACACAUAUACUAUUUAAAUUAUACGCUUCAGCUAUAUUCUUCAAGCUUCGGCAAUCCUAAUGUAUUUUAAAGAUAUCUAUAUAGAGUUGUAUUACAUAAUAAAUUAAGAUAAAUCGAAUUAAGAUAAAUCGGUUGUACUAACUAAAUAAGUUUCUGACACCAGUAAGUAGAACAGUUUUUUUAAUAAAACAAAAUUCAUCAAUUAAUACAAAUUUAUCAAUUAAUCACAAUUUGAUAUCACUUCUAUUUACCCGACAUUCUAUAUCUAUCCAUUCCACAAUACCUUGAAAAUUAUGUAGGAAUAAAUUAAGUACCUAUAUUUAAAUAAGUUAAUUUGGCGUAUUACAGGUCCAUACAAUUCUUAAAACUGAAAUAUUGGGGCUUCUUCCAUCACAGUCGAGGUACUGACGAGUUUUGGCGGCUCAAACGACGAUCACAAAUUGGUUUCUUGAUCGGUUAAAUUCGUAAACACGAAAUAUACCGAGGCACAUCAUUUAAAUAGUAUAUGUGUACAUGAUAUUAAAAGAGUAGGAUUGAUGCUAAAAAUAUAUUGACUCCACUGACAAUCGAGCCAUGUGAGCCGUGACUCCCUUUCCAUAGGUUUCGUUCACUGAAAUUAUAAGUCAUAUUAUUAUUAUAUAGAUAAAUCGUUCUUUGAUUGGCGUGUGACUGCCUUUAAAAUUAAAUGUAUCAGUGUAAAUAAGAUUAUACAAUUG